Molecule: messenger RNA, 879 nt
Organism: Juglans regia (Persian walnut)
Lineage: Eukaryota; Viridiplantae; Streptophyta; Magnoliopsida; Fagales; Juglandaceae
Product: zinc finger HIT domain-containing protein 3-like
Exons: 8
Coding region: 27-554 (175 amino acids)
Biological process (GO): box C/D snoRNP assembly; maturation of LSU-rRNA from tricistronic rRNA transcript (SSU-rRNA, 5.8S rRNA, LSU-rRNA); snoRNA localization
Cellular component (GO): pre-snoRNP complex; nucleus
Source: RefSeq, a predicted model, not a curated record
UGCCACGUCAUAAUAGUUUUUUUCAAAUGAGGCAAAGCUCUGCGUUUCAGGAAGGGAGUCGUUCAAUCAGACUUGCGGCGUGUUCUCUCCCAAACUCUCUCGAGAGAGUCGCGCAAGUGGAGACGUCCCAGCUCCUCCAUAAGGGGAACAGUCAAAUGGGCCCUCGACAAUGUCGAGUCUGCAAUGAAGCACAAUCAAAAUACAAGUGUCCCUCAUGUCUAGCACCUUAUUGUUCUGUGGUGUGUUUCAAGAGGCACAAAGAAAUCCCAUGUGCUAAGCCGGUAUCUUCUGAGGAAAAGUCAACUCUCAAUCCAGAAUCGCACGUAGAGAGACCAUUAAAUGUUGAAGAACCAGAUGAUGUGCUACAAAAGUUGCAACUUGAGGCUAUAGCUUCUUCUGUUGAAAUCUGUGAUGCUUUGAAGGAUGAAAACCUGCAGAAAAUCAUCCGCAAUAUUGAUUGUUCCCCAGAUGCUGAGAAUGAACUUGAGAAAGCAAUGGGAGUGGAGGUGUUUCGCAUAUUCACCGACAAGAUUCUAUCUAACAUCAACCCGUAGCUCCAACUAGCUAUAACUGGAGGAAGAAGAUGAAAUUUUUCCAGGAAGUUGAAGAUUCUACAAAGCCAGCAGUUUGUUAAAUCAACUUCUGGUUUGACCUUAAAUCUAGCUUCUUCAAUCCGGCUGGCAGCUAGUACAUCCCUUGCUCCGUGAGUGCCACUUCAUGCAAGUCUAUUGGUAUGAGUCCUCUGGUGUAAUAUAUAGUUUAAGAAGUACAUUUCAAGUUUCAGUUUUUCUGUACAAAUAGUAGAUGCAAUAGGAGCAAAACCGCUCCAAUUUCUUUGCCUUUUCAGUCAUCACUGUCUGUGUGGACUUUGAGACUUCA